UAGGUUAUUUUUUUUUAUCACCAAUCUCCUGGAGGGGCGCGAAUAUCACGUGACCGUAUGGGCGUAUUUAAGCUCGUGGCGGGAGACCAUCAGGAGAAGAGAGAGAAAUAGCCGUUCAACGGAGUCUGGCUUUAUUCGCCGUGUCCUUGAAGAAAAUGAGUGUUAAUGGGAAACUGUCCAAGUCCAGCCAUCAGAAGUCUAAUGAAAACAUAAAGAGUUUUUUUGGACCGUCUCAAAAAGCAAUGGCAGUUCCUCGGCAGACUCUACAGGUCCUCCAGGCCUCAACUGUCAACACAGAUUUGGGAAGAUCCGUUCAGUCAGGAAAAGUCAUUCCAAAGCGGAAACAGUGGAGCGCAGAACAAAUUCGAGGUCCAAAGAGAGUGAAGGUGGAAGUGAAAGCCACACAAACAGAAGAAACUCAGUCUGAGACAGAUGGCAUGUCCACUGAGGCCUAUGAACUCAUGGUCAAAGAAACACCACCUCCCACCUACUGGAAAGAGGUGGCUGAGGAGAGGAGGAAAGCCUUGUACAAUGUUCUACAGGAGAAUGAGAAGUUGCACAGAGAUAUUGAGGCCAAAGAUGAACAGAUAUCAAAGCUGAAGAGUGAGAAUGAGGAGCUACAGGAGCUGGCACAACACGUACAGUACAUGGCUGAUAUGAUUGAGAGGCUGACGGGAAAGUGCCCAGACAACCUAGAGGAAAUGAAAGACAUUGCUCUGGAUGAGGAAGAGAGUGAUGAAGAGGAUGACGACGUCGGAGACCAGAGUGAGGAAGAAUAUUGUGACAGUCAGACGGAGGAUGAAGAGGACGAAAACUCUGAGGAUCAGGAUUAAUAACACCAUGACAUCAUUGGACACUGACUUCAGGUCAACUGUUCUCUGGCAGCAACAGCUGACCAUUAAUUUAACAUUUAGCCUUUUUUAUUUUUUUUUUAAGGGUAAUUUUGUUAAAAUGCUGCUCUUAAAUUGUAUUGUAUGAAGUGCUGGACUGUCAGGAGCUGUUUUACCAUGGUUUUAAGGUUUUGGUCUCUUUUGAGUGUUAAUCAGUACAGUAUCAUCUAAAAAAAAAAAAAAAGCAGAGGUAUAUGGGAGACAUUUAGACAUUGGAAGACUGCAUUUUUUUUGUUUUUUUGUUUACACUGUAAAAAAUGUCAUGUUGCAACAUGCCUAUGUACAUAAAGGUAUCUGUACAAUGAACACCUUUUUUUUUAAAUAAAAU
Molecule: messenger RNA, 1218 nt
Organism: Cynoglossus semilaevis (tongue sole)
Lineage: Eukaryota; Metazoa; Chordata; Actinopteri; Pleuronectiformes; Cynoglossidae
Gene: gmnn
Product: geminin DNA replication inhibitor
Exons: 7
Coding region: 156-833 (225 amino acids)
Biological process (GO): negative regulation of cell cycle; negative regulation of DNA replication
Cellular component (GO): nucleus
Source: RefSeq, a predicted model, not a curated record